Molecule: messenger RNA, 1842 nt
Organism: Panicum virgatum (switchgrass)
Lineage: Eukaryota; Viridiplantae; Streptophyta; Magnoliopsida; Poales; Poaceae
Product: putative disease resistance protein RGA1
Exons: 3
Coding region: 310-1842 (510 amino acids)
Biological process (GO): defense response to other organism
Molecular function (GO): ADP binding
Source: RefSeq, a predicted model, not a curated record
GCGCUCGGGGGAGGCGACGUCGUUAGCAUACAACUGAUAGUGAUCUGCUCCCCUUAUCUGCAUGCCCGCUUUGUUUUGAUUUGUCCGCUCUUUGCUUGGAUCUCGAUCUGUUAUUACUCAAUUAUAUGCAGUCGAUGCAAUACUCAAUUCUAUACUUUCCCCGUUUUUUCCUUAAUUUCUCUGAUCCAAACUGGGAUUUGUUCAUUUAGUUCCAGGCACCACCAGAGCAUUCAAACUGUUUCCGAUCCACACGCCCUUCGCAAACUUGAGAAACGCUAGCACGAGAGGAAGAGCAGGCAGCCCGCAGCCAUGGCCGAGGUCGGGGGCAUGCUCGCCUACGCCAUGCUCAAGAUGGUUACGCAGCAGCUUGGUUCCAUCAUCGGUGGCCAGUUAAAACUGCAGUGGUACUUCAGUGACGACUUUAGGAAGAUGAAGAUGACUCUGGAGUCGAUGGAAGCAGUGCUCCAGGAUGCUGAGAGGCGGUCAAUCCGGGAUGCGGCAGUAAGGCUAUGGCUGAAGCGCCUUACGGACGCUAUGUAUGGCAUCUCUGACAUCCUUGGCGAGUUUGAAACUAUGGAAUCACCUGGACGGAAGGUCUGUGUGCAGAUGCCAUAUCUUGCAGUUGGUUCAAAGAUUUUGAUUGCUAAUAAGAUGAAGAAGAUGAGGCAGGAAGUGGAGAAUAUUAAGGAUCAACACCGGCAGUUCAGUUUCAAGACAGACAGUAAAUCUAAUGUGCAACCAGUUCCUGAUGAACGGGAAACAGACUCCUAUAUGGAUGAUCAAACGCUCGUAGUAGGGAGGACCGAAGAUAAAAGAAAAAUACUAUCUUGCUUCUCAGAGAGCAUGGCACAAGAUAUUACUAUCCUUCCUAUAUAUGGCAUUGGAGGCAUUGGCAAGACAAUAUUGGCAAAAUUAAUUUUCAAUGACACCUAUUUCAAAGAUCACUCAAAGGUUUGGAUCUACGUGUCCCAGAUGCUUAAUGUGAAUAAAAUCGGCAACUCUAUUAUAUCCCAACUAUCAAAAUGUGAGAGCAAUCUGACUGAAAGGCAGAUGAUACGCAACCACCUUGGACAGCUACUCACUGAUCCUAAUUAUAACAAGAAGAUUAUGAUUGUUUUGGAUGAUGUGUGGGAGGAAAAUGAUUCUCAGUUGAAUGAAUUGAAAACUAUGCUACCGGUCAUAAAGGGUGGCAAGGUCGUUGUAAUAGUGACCACACGCGAUGAACACAAUGCAAGGAAAAUUUGUACCGUUCAACCAUAUAAACUACUACCUUUGUCAGAUGAAACUUGCUGGGCUAUAAUAAAACGAAAAAGUGAGUUUGAAGCUAGAGAUGAUAAAGAACAUCUGGAGCAGGUUGGGAGGGACAUUGCCAUGAAGUGUGGAUGUGUUGCUUUAGCAGCUCAAGCACUUGGAUACAUGUUGAAACCUCGUACUUUUGGUGAAUGGGAGUCAGUGAGAAACAGUGAUAUCUGGAAUGCAUCUACUUCAGAACAAGAAUCUUUGGCACACCACAAUGUGCUUGCAUGCUUACUAUUAAGCUACAGGAGUAUGCCACCACCCCUGAAGUUAUGUUUUGCCUAUAGUGCAUUCUUCCCAAAAGGUUAUAAGCUAGACAAAAAUGAUCUAAUUUACCAAUGGAUUGCUCAUGGUUUUAUUCCACCAUCUAGCAUAUUCUCAACUAGACAGCUUGGUGAGAAGUAUGCUAAACGGCUUUUGGGAAUGUCAUUCCUGCAACAUUCAAAGCUAUCUUCUAAACUUCCAGAAUCAUUUGUGGAUCUCAAGGAAUUGGUUCAUUUGGACUUGAACAACUGCCGAAGUCUUAACAUUGUGUUAGACAACUAG